UGUGGUUGGAUAUCAGGCGCGGCCAUCAUCGGCACUGUCUCGUGUGUGUGUCUCUUUCACAAACCAAGAGAUAAAUUUAUUAAAUUUUUUAUAAAUUCUUAUUACAAUCAUUGAAAAUUAAUUAUCAUUAUAAAUAUCAUCAAUAUAAAUUAUUAAAAUUGAUAAUACAACAAGAUAAACACUAAAUAUGGCUGAUUUAGAUGAUUUUUUUGCUAAAAAAGAUAAGAAAAAGCCAAAAGGUAAAAAGUUUACAACCACCGAGGAGGUUGCUAAGAAAUUAGUAGAAACGGGAAAGCUGGUUAUUGAAAAACCAAAAUUAAAAGAAAAAUCAACUAAUAAUCCUGAAGAUGAAGGAAGUGAAAAUCCACAAAUUGAGGAAGAAGAUGAAUGGAGAGAAUUUGAAGAGAAAGGUAAAACUGAUCAUACUGGUUUGAAAAUUGGUCAAAUGAAAAUUGAUGUUAAUGCUGAUGGUAGUACUAAUGAUAAUGAUAAAGGAACUGGUAAUGACAGUGAUGAAAAUGAAUAUGGUGAAGGUGGUUCAUCAGCAAGUGCAUGGAAAAAAAAUGAUGAACAAAAAGAAACAACAAGUGAAACAAAUGCACCAAUUGUACAAGAAAAAACAAGUGUUACUAAAACAACUGGUCCAACUGCAUAUAAACCACCAGGUUUAAGAAAUCAACCAGCAAUGUCAACAGGUAGAUCAAGAAUGAAAAAUGUUGCACCAGAUAUACGUAGUGAAGAAUAUUUUCCAACAUUAAGUGCUAAGCAGCCAAGUGCUGAACCAGUAAAUACAUGGGGCAGAAAAAAACGUGAUGAAGGAACAUUUGAAGAAGUACGUAAUCGAGGCUCCAGUAAAGCAUACAGUCUACAAGAAUCACAAUCACAAGCUCCAAAAUUAUCACUUGACAAUAAAUUUGGUGCAUUAUCGCAAGAUCAAAGCUGAAAUUAUCAUAAAUUAAAUGACAAAAAAUUUAUCAUUACAACAUCAUUGCUUCGCACCAUUUCGUAGCCCAAUCAUCAAUCAAAUAGGCAUAAUAAUUAUAUAUAUAUUAUUUUUUUUUUUUUUUUUGUGUUUUCCAUAAUUUAGAAAAAUUGUUAAUUAACAAUUAUCUUGUUCAUCCAAAAGAAAAAAAGAAAAACUAAAUUAACAAUUAACAUAAUAGAAGAAGAAAAAGCAAAACUAAAUUAACAAGAUUUAAAAUGAAACAAAAAAAAAUUGAAUAAAAUUAAGUUAUAACGCAAUUUGCUAAUGAGAAGCGACUUUUUUUUUAGAUAUAUAAUAUAUUAGGUGAUUAUUAUGAAAAUUGACUCGAUGAUUUGAUUAAUAAUAAUAAGUUUCAAAUAAUUAAAAAAAAGAAAAAACAUUUUUUAAAAAGAAAAAAAAAAAAAAACAUUUCCGAGUCAUUGUUGUCAAUCUGUAUGCACAACGCCGAAAAAUAAAACUAAAUAAUAAUAAAUAAAAUAAUUAAAAAAAAAAAA
This is a messenger RNA of Aphidius gifuensis, 1479 nucleotides long. RefSeq names its product protein CDV3 homolog. Gene Ontology annotation, cellular component: cytoplasm. The record is from RefSeq and is a predicted model, not a curated record. Bases 188 to 943 code for a protein of 251 amino acids. The transcript has 3 exons. NCBI's taxonomy places the organism in Eukaryota, Metazoa, Arthropoda, Insecta, Hymenoptera, Braconidae.